AUGUCGAGCGAGGAAGAAACGAAGGAAAUCAGGGAGACGACGAAAGAAGGAAAGGAGACUGCCGAAGAGGAUCUGCAGAUAUUCGAAACGCUUUGUAUAUCGUCGCCCGGAAAGGAAGAGGCGAUGACCCACGACUUAAUUACCACGUUGAGGAGCGAGAUAGCAGCCCUCGAAUAUAAACGGGACAGGCUGAUGUCCGAGCUCCAAGAGACUAAGAAUAUCGCGAGAUCCCGGGAUCAACGAGUCGUGGAACUGCAACUGGAGGCUGAUCAACUUCGAGAACAAGCGGCCAGGCAGAAUUCCAUCGUUUCGAGUUUAAAGAAACGAAUACAGGAAUCAGAGGAGCGGGAGAGGAAUCUUUACGCCGCCCAAGGGAGGAGCGAGAUCGCGUUGCAAAGCUUGGAACGAGACUCGAGGUAUCACGAGGAAAAGGUUCGUGAAUGCGAGAAGAGGAUACGCCAAUUGGAGCGGGAGGCGUCGGACGAGAGGGAAUCGAAGGAGCGCGCCCGUUCCAGUUUUCAGGAGUUCGCCGGGAAAUUGGCGGGCGCGCUGACCGUGGAGUAUCGGGAAUCCGUCCAUCCAAGCCCCGAGUUGGUGAGCCAAAAGGUGGAGGAGUUGGUGCACGAGGCGAGCCGCCUUCGGGCGAGGAACACGGGCGUUGAAUCGCAGAUGGCCGCUCUGGAGGUGGAGUUCAGGGGGUGCAGGGACGCCUUGGACCGCGCAGUGGCCGAGAAGGAGCAGCUACAGCGCCAGGCGUCCUCCCAAUCCGUCGAUUUGGACCGUCUCAAACAGGACAAGGAGUGCCUCGAGAUGCGGUACAGGGCCGCUGAGAGGGAGUUGAACGAGUUGAGGGACAAGCUGAUCAGCGCGAACAGGAGCAUAAGCACGGCGAGCGGGAAUAUAUCGAGUCAGGAGGCGUUGAUCGGCCAGUUGCGAGCAAUUAUCAAGAUGCAUUAUCCUAUGACGUCGGUGGUCUAUCAACUGCAGCGCCGCGUGAGGACGCUGCGAGAACAAUUGCAGCGCAGAGAUCUUCACUUGGAUCUUCUUCGUAGAAAAUUAUCGCUUCAAGAAGAGAGCGUUAAGAUGAAAUCGUUGCUCCAAAAUGAAAGGGACGAAGCUUGCCUCAGGGCGAAGAAGUUGUCGAAGCAAACGGAUCGUUUGCAGGCGCAAAUUUUGGAGGAAAGAUCGAGAAAUCGGGAGUUAAGCGCGCAAUUGACGGAGGCCGCAGAUUACAAGAUAGCCGCCUUGGAGCGGAGUCGAAAGAUCGACGAGCUUCAGAAACGAUUGGUGGAGAGCGAGAUGCUGAGGACACGAUACUCGAGAAAAUUGAGCAUGUUGAAGGAACAAAUGAGAAGCGCAACCGAGACCGCCGAACAAGAGAGAUCCAUCAGCGAUCACUCGUUGCAAUUGCUCAGGGACGAGUUGGCUCAGGUUAAGCAAAAUCUUUCCGAAGUUACGAAAAGGGAAUCCCAAUUGCAAAGCUUCCGAGUAUCCGUGACGAAAUUAUUGUCGGAACCGAUCUGCACGCCCGAUUACGAGAUAAUCUCGCGAUUGCAGAAAAUGGUAGCGGCCCAUCGCGACUUCACCAUGAUUUCGCGUAGAUACGAGGAACCGUUGGAGACCAGCCCGUCCAGAUGUACUAGCAUACACGCGAUGCAUCCUCCCAGAUCGCCAGGAUGCGCGCGAUACGAGGACAACGAGUUCGCAGAUCCCCCGGAUCUUCGAGACAUCGAAGACGAGUUCAACAAACGGCCGGUACGAAGCAGCCUUCUCCCGUGACGUCGGCCUAUAUUUCGAUGCUAAACCCCUCCCCACUCCUAUAUCGAUAUCUCCGUCCGAGUCUAUUGUUUAAAAGUUUUUUUUUUUUUUUUUUUUCUUCUUUAUCGAACGUACGAACGACCGUUUCAUUUCUCACACGGCGAUCAUAGUAAGCCAUUGUUGAACGCGCGAUUCGACUGUGUGCGCGUGUGCGUAACACGGAGUUGGCGUGCAUAGCGUGUAUUGUAGAGUGGAACAACCGCAUUCCAGGAUGGUGUAGACGGUAGAGAGCGAGAACUGAAGUUGCGCAGCCUGUGCUGCGCAAUGCAACGCGAGGCCGAGACGGGACGAAGAGAACUAGUUUGUGCCUAGUUGCGCGAAUCCUAUGAGGAAACUCUGUAUAUGUUUCUUACAUCGUUAAUCGGUCGAAAAAUUUAUUCCACAUUCUCGAAACUUUUUCGAGAGUAUAUCUUUUUACGAUUCGACGAAAAUAGAUUUUAAGGAAAAGGGUGAACGUAUUGGGUGAACGAUAUAAUUUAUGAAGGAUGUAUCUUUAUAGAAAUAGGUUAGGAAAGGGCAUCGUUCAAAGUUUCGGAAUUUUAUUAGGGAGAUGGGGGUGCGUGAUUUUGCGGAACGCGUUUCUUGCCUGGAAGAGAAAUAAGUAUGCGUGUAUACGUAUACGUGUACAACCACGAGUUGAUACGACUGGUUAGCCGUGAACUUGGCCAAGAGUGAACUACCUCUUCCUCUGCAGAAUCGUGAAUGCAAAGUCGCGCUAGCUUUGGCCUCCUUCUUAUUUCUCGUCUGUACGAACGCGUGCGCUGCAGUUAUUUUGAGGGAGACGGGGACCGUGUUGUCUCUCGUUUUCAAACUAACGCGUGAUACCAAGCAACUAGAUGUGCAUUUGUAUGUUGUAUUUUCCCUGUUCUUCGUAUUUUUUUUUUUUUUUUUCAUGAUUUGUCCGUGAUUUAUGUCAACGAUUUAAUUAUUCGAUCGAUCGAUUUUCCUUAAUUAUUCGAGAAUUUAUCGCUGAAAUUUAUUUACGGAUUCUCGUCGUUGAGAGAAGAAUGCUAGAUGAGAUAAGAUAAAAAGAGAGGAAAUAAUCAUUUCGCAUCUUUUAAUAAAUCUCACCGAUUCUGAACUUUAUCGUGAAAUAUUUGUUUCGCGUAAUUUACCUUAACAACGGAUGAUUCGCGUCGAGUGAAAAAUAAGUAAUGAAAUAAAAAACGCUAUGUAAUAUAAAGUACGAGAGAGAUGUUUGCAUCUACUUAUCGAACAAAAUCACGCAUUCUUCUGCAUUCAUGCUUGCAUUUACGAUGUAUCCCAUACAUACUCCCGCGUAAAUAUAAAUAUAUACGUA
Molecule: messenger RNA, 3118 nt
Organism: Apis laboriosa (Himalayan honeybee)
Lineage: Eukaryota; Metazoa; Arthropoda; Insecta; Hymenoptera; Apidae
Product: coiled-coil domain-containing protein 170
Exons: 12
Coding region: 1-1779 (592 amino acids)
Source: RefSeq, a predicted model, not a curated record